Molecule: messenger RNA, 1494 nt
Organism: Anthostomella pinea
Lineage: Eukaryota; Fungi; Ascomycota; Sordariomycetes; Xylariales; Xylariaceae
Source: the annotation of a GenBank genome assembly
AUGGGGUUGCUGUAUCGAGCCGGGGCUGCGGCUCUGGCCUCCCUGUUGGCUUUCACGUCCGUGACCAACGCUCAGGGUUUCGACUUCCAAGAUCUGGGUGCCCAGUGCCCUGCGCAGUACAAUUACCAGUACUUGGGAUGCGCGCCAACGAUGUCGCAGCCGUUCGCCUUUUCCCCCAGCGGAUGGGACCCGAGUUCCGGCGCCGACAACUCAAAAGGCUAUAUCCAAUGGGACAACGGAGACUUUGUCAACCAAACGAUCACCCCCUAUUUUUGUUCGAACGUCUGCCGCGCCCAUGGCUUCAAGUACGCCGCGCUUUGGGACAAGGGCUGCAACUGCGGUAGCAGUCUUAGUUACACUUACCCGGGGGCGGUCGCCCCUGUAAUGCUGGUCCCUGGGAGCACCGAAACCCUGUGCCAACAAAACGCGGCUGGCGGUGACUACGGUCCAUGCGGCGGUGAUCAACGCGAAUACUGUGGCACCAACCGGGGCGCCCGUAUCUUCGUUGAUCCCUCGUUCGCCGACGAGCGGAAUUUGAACAGCCCGGCUGCCACCGCUCAAAGCUACCAGGUUCUUGGUUGCUUCACAACAGCCAACUUGCCAACGUCCAAUGAGGGGGUCACCAGGGCCCAAGUCGCCAGUGGGCCACAAUGUCUUUCCUUCUGCGCAGACCUGGGGAUGCCUUUUGUUCAAAUGAUUCCGUCAACGUCUGGAGUCAGUGGACAGGUCGUCGACUGCCGAUGUGGAACAGAAUUUGGCAAGGGAACCCAGGUGGCGACCAAUGUCCAAGGAAAUGCCUGCACCCUCCAGUGCAGUGCCCCUAACAGCGGAACGGCUUGCACAGCCCAAGACUGCUGCGGUGCCAGCAACGGGCCCUUCCCCAUCUACGUGAACCCGGCCCUGAUGGGUUGCUUCACGCCCAUCAUUCCCGGUGUGUCCGACGCCUCUGCGCCAGGUGGAUUCGACUGCUUCCCGACGCCCCAGUACAUCGCUGCCCGAGCGACUUCGUCGGUGUCUUACGUUGCCGCAACCAUGUCCGCGUCGGCCCGCUUCGUACCCACGGCAUCGCCCGCGGCCAACGCGUUCUCCAUCUACGCCUGUUACCAGAACACCGUGAUCGGCAGCGUAUUCAACACACCCGUCGAUUCGGGUCUGGCUAGCGGCAGCGUCAGCGUCACGGCUUGCGUGAACUACUGUGACACCAACGGCUACACCUACGCAGCCGUGGUUGGCGUCCCGGCCAGCCAAAAGUGCUACUGCGCCGCCGCCGGCAACAUGAUUACAGGUGUCACCCCCAACAACGCCAUGCAGGACUGCAACCAGCCUUGCGCUGGAUCCACGCGGGAAAACUGCGGUGGUAACAACGGCCCGCUCGUCUACGCCAAGGCCGCCGUGGCCGCCGGGGGGCCGUGGGCGGCGUCGUUCACGGCCAGCUACAGCUCCACGCCGGUAUACGCUUGCAAGAACACCGGUACGUAUCUGUCAUUCUUGUAG